Molecule: messenger RNA, 1239 nt
Organism: Exophiala bonariae
Lineage: Eukaryota; Fungi; Ascomycota; Eurotiomycetes; Chaetothyriales; Herpotrichiellaceae
Exons: 4
Coding region: 1-1239 (412 amino acids)
Biological process (GO): protein refolding; response to heat
Cellular component (GO): cytosol; nucleus; cytoplasm
Molecular function (GO): ATP binding; Hsp70 protein binding
Source: RefSeq, a predicted model, not a curated record
AUGGUUAAAGACACCAAGUAUUAUGAAAUCCUCGGCGUGGAAGUUACCUGCACCGAGGCUCAACUAAAGACGGCUUACAAAAAAGGCGCUCUCAAACAUCAUCCCGAUAAAAAUGCACACAAUCCCGAUGCCGCCGAGAAAUUCAAGGACCUGUCCAAGGCCUACGAAGUUCUGUCAGACCCCCAAAAAAGACAAUUGUAUGACCAGUAUGGUGAGGAGGGUCUAGAACAGGGUGGAAUGGGCGGCGGUGGCAUGGCUGCCGAAGAUCUCUUCGCUCAAUUCUUUGGCGGCGGUUCUGGCUUUGGAGGCAUGUUCGGUGGCGGCAUGCGUGAACAAGGUCCUAAGAAGGCCCGACCCAUCCACCACGUCCAUAAGGUCUCUCUCGAAGACAUCUACCGCGGAAAAGUCUCCAAGCUCGCUCUACAAAAAUCCGUCAUCUGUGCUACCUGCGAAGGCCGCGGAGGCAAGGAAGGUGCGGUCAAGACCUGUGCUGGUUGCAACGGUGCCGGCAUGAAAACCAUGAUGCGUCAAAUGGGACCCAUGAUUCAACGUUUCCAGACCAUCUGCCCUGACUGCCAGGGUGAGGGUGAACAAAUCCGUGAUCGAGACAAGUGCAAGCGAUGUGCAGGCAAAAAGACCAUCGUUGAGCGUAAGGUUCUUCAUGUCCAUGUGGACCGUGGUGUCAAGAGCGGGCACAAGAUUGAAUUCCGUGGUGAGGGUGAUCAAGUGCCCGGUGUGCUUGCCGGUGAUGUUGUAUUCGAGAUCGAGCAGAAGCCGCAUCCACGAUUUCAACGCAAGGACGACGAUUUAUUCUACCAUGCCGAGAUCGACCUUUUGACUGCGUUGGCUGGUGGACAAAUCUAUAUUGAGCAUCUCGAUGAACGAUGGUUGACCGUAAACAUUUUCCCUGGCGAACCCAUCACCCCUGGUGCCAUCAAAGUUAUCAAGGGACAGGGCAUGCCAUCUUUCCGACAUCACGACUUUGGCAAUCUUUACAUCCAAUUCGAUGUCAAAUUCCCCGACAAGACACAGAUCCAAAAUGUUGAACUUCUAGAGCAAGUUCUCCCACCUCGAAUGCAACAAAAGCUACCCCCUCAGGACGGAAUGGUGGACGACUUUGAUUUGGAAGAUGUUGAUCCUCGUCACCAAGCACGUGCCCGUGGCGCCACCGGAAUGGACGAGGAAGAUGAGGAUGGCAUGCCUGCGGGUGCUGAGAGAGUGCAAUGCGCCUCACAGUAA